Molecule: messenger RNA, 860 nt
Organism: Closterium sp. Naga37s-1
Lineage: Eukaryota; Viridiplantae; Streptophyta; Zygnematophyceae; Desmidiales; Closteriaceae
Source: the annotation of a GenBank genome assembly
GGCGAAGACGAUCGCCAAGCCAGCCAAGUCCGUCCGCUGCAUCAUCGAGGACAUAUGCCAGCAUGCAGUGUGCCCGGCCAAUUACAUGUGCAUUGAAACCACCAACAGCAAUGGGGUGGCAUGUUACUGCGGCGAUGACUCGGGGCCGCAUGGCACAUGCAUGUUGCCUGAGGAGAAUGAAGUUCCUGCUGAAUUUGCACCCUCGCCAACAGACCCCUUCCCCUCUGCACCCAGACAUCCACCCUCACAACCAACACGCAUGCAGCCCCCACUUCAAUGUGCCUGUCUUCGUCUCUUCUCCCCGCCACCCCCACCAGCGGAUGUGUGUGGCAACAGCACCAGGAACCCCUGCAAGGAUGGCGCGUGCAUCAGUGCUGGCCCCGGCUCCUACACCUGUGUCUGCCCGCCCUUGCACGUCCCUCACACCACGACCAAAGGAUACCGCACCUGUCAAUACGGGCGUGGACUGCUCUGCUGCCCUCACCCGGGGUCAAACGCUGAACGUGACUGAGAGGGACGACCUGGCCUCCUGCUCUGUCUUCUACUAUAUCCAGCCGGGAGACACAUGCGAGUCAGUGGCAGCCUCUCUCGCCAUCUCCUCCCUAUCCCUGCAGCAGCUGAACCCCGGCUCCAACUGCUCCUCGCCCCUCCCCCCAUCCCGCUCUCUCUGCAUCGAGCGGGACGAUGGGAAGGUGGGGAGUGGGAGGUACUGCGAUUCAACAUACUCAGCCAGCGGCACGGACAGCUGCACUGCAGUGGCGGAGGGCCGUCAGCUGGGUACCUUGGUGGAGCUCUACCGGCUGAACCCAGGGCUCGUGUGCUACAGCUCAGUGAAUGCCGGUCGGGAGUGUCCUGGGUAA